Messenger RNA from Eptesicus fuscus (big brown bat), 1372 nucleotides. RefSeq names its product lipoic acid synthetase (gene LIAS). Gene Ontology annotation, biological process: lipoate biosynthetic process. Gene Ontology annotation, cellular component: mitochondrion. Gene Ontology annotation, molecular function: 4 iron, 4 sulfur cluster binding; lipoate synthase activity. The record is from RefSeq and is a predicted model, not a curated record. Lineage: Eukaryota; Metazoa; Chordata; Mammalia; Chiroptera; Vespertilionidae. Bases 85 to 1203 code for a protein of 372 amino acids. The transcript is spliced from 11 exons.
UGUCAUAAAUACUGAGCGCAUUCUCCACCUGUUUCUUUCCUGGUAAUUAAAUCCCGGGACCCGGCUGGAAGACGAAAGCGGGAGAUGUCUCUGCGAUGUGGGGUAGUCGUCCGCACCGUGAGACCCCAGGUAUUUGGAAAAUAUUUAUGCAGUCCAGUCAGAGCAGUAAGUUCCUUGCCAGAUAAAAAAAAGGAAUUUUUACAAAAUGGACCAGACCUUCAAGAUUUUGUGUCUGGUGAUCUUGCAGACAAGAGCACCUGGGAUGAAUAUAAAGGAAACUUAAAGCGCCAGAAAGGAGAAAGGUUAAGACUACCUCCAUGGCUAAAGACAGAGAUUCCCAUGGGGAAAAAUUACAAUAAACUGAAAAAUACUUUGCGGAAUUUAAAUCUCCAUACAGUGUGUGAGGAAGCUCGAUGCCCCAAUAUUGGAGAGUGUUGGGGAGGUGGAGAAUAUGCUACUGCUACAGCCACAAUCAUGUUGAUGGGUGACACAUGUACAAGAGGUUGCAGAUUUUGUUCUGUUAAGACUGCAAGAAAGCCACCUCCACUAGAUGCCAAUGAGCCCUACAAUACUGCAAAGGCAAUAGCAGAGUGGGGUCUGGAUUAUGUUGUCCUGACAUCUGUGGAUCGAGAUGAUUUGCCUGAUGGAGGAGCUGAGCACUUUGCAAAGACUGUAUCAUACUUAAAGGAAAGGAACCCAAAAAUUCUUGUGGAAUGUCUCACUCCCGAUUUCCGAGGAGAUCUUAAAGCAAUAGAAAAAGUCGCUCUGUCAGGAUUAGAUGUAUAUGCACAUAAUGUAGAAACAGUUCCAGAAUUACAGAGGAAAGUCCGUGAUCCCAGGGCCAAUUUCGACCAGUCUCUGCGGGUCCUGAAGCACGCCAAGGAGGUUCAGCCUGAUGUCAUUUCUAAAACAUCUAUCAUGUUGGGUUUAGGCGAAGAUGAUGAGCAAGUAUAUGCAACAAUGAAAGCACUUCGUGAGGCAGAUGUGGACUGUUUGACGUUAGGACAGUAUAUGCAGCCAACAAAGCGCCACCUCAAGGUUGAAGAAUACAUUACUCCUGAAAAGUUCAAAUACUGGGAAAAAGUAGGAAAUGACCUUGGAUUUCAUUAUACGGCAAGUGGCCCUCUGGUGCGUUCUUCAUAUAAAGCAGGUGAAUUUUUCCUGAAAAAUUUAGUGGCUAAAAGAAAAACAAAAACCCUGUAACACUUAACAAGACAUUCAAGAUCACAGGAAUUUUUAGAAUUGGAUUCCAUUUGCCAGCAGAGGUGGUGGCAGAAUGCCUGUGCUUCAUUGGAUGAACCCUAAUUUUUUGUUUUAAGAAAAAUGUUAAUAAGCUGUGCAUAUUUAAUUAUAGCAACUUAUUUGCCUUUUA